CAAGUGCAUGAUGGUGAAGGUAGCUGCAAAAAUAUUGAAAUAUCCGUUCAUUCGGAUUUGACGAUUUUUCGAAAUCUUCUUGCAAAAGGUUUCCUUCUCGAAUUACACAGUAGACAGGCAUACAACAACAUACAACAGUGAAGUUUUGAAGAACCCUUGGCAGUCAUAUUGAAUUUUGUGAUCGAAACGUGAAAAAUAUCUAGCGAGGAGCAAUAUCGACUAUGGACUUUCGACGUGAUAUCUUCGACGUGGAAACCUCCUCUGGGAAGAUCCUAACGAUUCCAGCAGUAAGAAAAUGUCAGAUGAGAAAAAUUAAAGGCUGCGAUUCCGCACUGUACUCAGCUGUUCGGCCCGUUGUAUACAUAGUUCGUGUGUUCGGUCUAGCGCCGUAUGAGUUCGUGGAGGAUCGGCUAACUCCGUCAACGGUCUACCUGAUAUGGUCUUUGUUCAACUUUAUUUUUUACACAUGGGUUUUAAUUGUAUUUAUAAAUAGAUUUCAAGGAGACGAGAGUCUGAAGCCUCUUUUGGGUUACACAGAAUUCGUUAAGGUUAUAAUUAAUUAUGCCGUGGCUAUGUUGGAUAUGUUAUUCGCUGCAGUCGCGAGACAAGAAUUUACGACUGUCUGGAACAGUAUUCAAAAUUAUGACGAGACUGUUCGCUCGUUAGGGUUUCCUCGUAACGAGAAAAAAACGACCCUAUUCGUCUGGGUGAUGUUGUUAUGGAGCACUGUUGUAUGGACUCUUGUCAGUCAAAUGGGCCAGUAUUCAUUAUGCGAAGAUUGGCUGCAGAACAUUACGUAUAUGCUUAUGUAUGUUGGCACCUCUGCUGCAGUUGUUAAAUUCUCAGGGAUGGUACUAUUGGUUGGACAGCGAUUCGAUCAUUUGAAUAAUGUCGCGCGCUCGAACGAUCCUGGAAAUUUCACGACGUUGGUCAAAAGACGAACUAGUUCGAGAAUAGAUGUAAGAACGAUUCAAAGACUUCAUAAUGAUUUAAUGAACGUCAGCGAAAGUCUAUCUUCUCAAUUCUCAUGGUCGCUUCUUCUGUGGUUGGCAAACCUGUCUUCACACAUUGUGAUCAAUCUUUUCUUUAUAAUGAAUUGGAUAAUUAAUAAUAGGAAAUACAUGCAUUGGUCCAAUAUGUGUCUGCUGAGUGCGUGGACGGUUGCUUAUAUUUCGCAAAUUUUUCUUUUGAGUUUGGCCUGUGAUAUUGCAAUUAGAGGGGCUACUGACACAGGAUCGAUUCUUAUGAACUGGUGGCGCGGACUGGACGCCAGGCAUUACAGCAUCGAGUCUACGUUACACUUGGUAAACCGGAAACUCGUUUUCUCAGCAGCCGGAUGUUUUGGCGUGAAUCUACGUCUGCUUCGGUCGAUUGCAGCCUUCCUGACAACAUAUCUGGUGAUUUUACUACAGUAUCCCGAUUAAGAAUAAUAACUUCAACAGCAUGAAAAAAAAAAGUUAUCCGUUCUCACCUGUCCACUGCUUAUUCCGUAUUAAAUUAAGAAAAACCGAAAAAAAAGAGAUAACAGUAACAACCGCGAUACUUUACUUAGCAUUUUUUUCCAAUAUUAAAAUUCAUCCCCUAGGUAAGACACUUCCCCCCAAGGAGACAUUAAUCACAUAGUAUUAAAAGAUACCCUAUUUUCUUAUCUCGUGGUGUUAUCUCAACCCCAAUUUAAAGCCAGUUAAAAAAACCUCGUUCAAAAUUCAGCCCUUAGUCUGUACGAAAAGAAAGAUUAUACCCUUACGUGGUAAGGUAUUCAAAAAGUUUUUCAAUGACGAUCAAAAGGGAUGCUGCCAUGAAUCCUAGAAAAUUUAAAUUCAAUCAAGUUACUUUCAUCAAUCAGUGAGCAGCAAUUUUCAUUUUCAUCAUGAGCGAUCAAACAAGUGAAGCCAAUCGAUCCUUUUCAAAAGAUCCUCUUCACCAGAUUACAUUCAUUCAGACGCUGGACCAUUUCAGUUUCAACCCCUUUCCUUCCUGUCGUUCUUUAGUUUUCCAAUUUAGCCCCAGCAAUCGAGAUCUAGAGUUCGGAUCGAUUUUAAGCCUCCUAAAAAAAAAUCCGUCAUGUAAUUUUGUACCGAUUGUCUACCCAGUGUCAAAAGAAAAGGCUACUUUAUUUCAAAGCUAGACUUUACAAUGGCUUCCAUAUUGACUUGGCCCAUUAUAUUUUCUUUUCAUCCCUUACGACCGGGGAAAUUACUUUUACCAUCAAACAACCCCCUCUCGAUAAAUCCCUCUGUGACCGUUACUCCCUUACUACCCCUUUAUUAAAUAUUAAAAAAUGGUUCAAUUUCAUCACACCCCUACGUAUAUGUAACGCACCCUUAUAUGUGUAUAAUAAUCCUAGGCAGUUUCUUAUAAAAUCAUAUUACCACACAUGGUGUCACACGUGGAUGCUGGGAGUGGAUACUUGGAGUGGAUAUCCUAUCGGAGAUUUAUCCUUCCUCCCUUAACCUUUGACACGCGGUUGUAAUUCCGUAAUGGGAAAAACGACGAGCUUAGGUUAAUGGAUAUAAUUAUAGGAAACACGUGAAAAAUCUAUUAGAUAACAAUCAGGUAACUAACGGGUGUGACUAGAAUUUUUUUUCAGAUUAACAAAAGAAAGCAUUUCGAUCCUCAUCAAUUACGUGACGGAGAAAGGGGAGGAUACUUGUGGAAAAAAUUAA
Messenger RNA from Cephus cinctus (wheat stem sawfly), 2666 nucleotides. RefSeq names its product putative gustatory receptor 28b. The record is from RefSeq and is a predicted model, not a curated record. Gene Ontology annotation, cellular component: dendrite; axon; neuronal cell body. The coding region runs from base 222 to 1424 and encodes 400 amino acids. The transcript is spliced from 7 exons. Gene Ontology annotation, biological process: sensory perception of taste. NCBI's taxonomy places the organism in Eukaryota, Metazoa, Arthropoda, Insecta, Hymenoptera, Cephidae.